Glarea lozoyensis ATCC 20868 is the source of this 348-nucleotide messenger RNA. RefSeq lists its product as uncharacterized. The transcript has a single exon. Bases 1 to 348 code for a protein of 115 amino acids. NCBI's taxonomy places the organism in Eukaryota, Fungi, Ascomycota, Leotiomycetes, Helotiales, Helotiaceae. The record is from RefSeq and is a predicted model, not a curated record.
AUGUCCCAUCCUCGCCUUUUGCACCUGUCAGAUACUGAUCUACGUUUUCCGAGCAGCAAGGAUCAUCAUGGCGCUUUUGGCUCAUCUGCUCCCUCGACAAGACAUGGGGAGAAGGAACCUGGAUCGCAAAGCACGGUGGACAAGAAGCGGGUGAGCUUGCAACAGAGACUUCCGACUCGAUUUGACACAGCUCCACCGAGAUGCUUGGCUUCUGAUGUCCUCAAGGAUCGUGGAGCCGAAUUGGUGGCAGACGAGCGUGGGACAAUGGUGGCCGAUGGGCGAGGGGGUUUGGACCAGCCUGCAAGCGAUGCCCGGCAGCGCCUGCCUGGCAGCCCGCCGACAGUGUAG